This is a messenger RNA of Ziziphus jujuba (common jujube), 2098 nucleotides long. Its product is annotated as L-cysteine desulfhydrase. The transcript has a single exon. NCBI's taxonomy places the organism in Eukaryota, Viridiplantae, Streptophyta, Magnoliopsida, Rosales, Rhamnaceae. The coding region runs from base 308 to 1696 and encodes 462 amino acids. The record is from RefSeq and is a predicted model, not a curated record.
CGGUUUACGGUGCUGUUGUUGAGGAGAAUUGGCUAUUGAGCUCAGGCGUUCGAGUUUGAGCACGUCACUUUUCGAUUUUGGCCCUUUUUCUUUCCAGGGGAACAAAGAAAGAGAGAUCAGCCCCAAAAACCGUUCGACAAAAAAUCCAAAACCAAAAUCCCCUUUUUUUAUUCCCAUCCCUGUCCUUCUCUCAAACAACCCUAGCUAAGUUAGCUCUGUCGUAGUACCGCUCUAUCUCAACUCGCAUCGCAGCCUUCCUUUCAGUUUCAGUUCAACCCCACAUAUCCAUACGCAUAUACCCAUCAAGAUGGACAGAGACGGAGAGGACCGUCGCAGCGACAACGACGAGGAUGGCACCCCCACGAUCAAGAUUAAGAAGCCCCGCCUGGACGUCGGCCAUUCCCAUUGGAUCCGAGAAGAGUUCGCACACCACCAGCUGGGCAUUGCCCGAAUCAACAACGGAAGCUUCGGGAGCUGCCCUGGCUCCGUUCUCGCGGCCCAGCGGGCUUGGCAGCUCCGUUUCCUCCGACAGCCCGACGAUUUCUACUUCAAAACGCUCCCCGACGGCAUUCUGAAGUCGCGCACCCUCAUCAAGGACUUGAUCAAUGCCGACCACGUGGACGAGGUCUCGCUAGUCGAUAACGCCACCACUGCCGCAGCCAUAGUCCUUCAGCAGAUCGGCCGCGCCUUCUCCCAGGGUUCUUUCUGCAAAAACGACGUCGUGGUGAUGUUCCACUGCGCCUUCCAGGCCAUCAAGAAAUCAAUCCAAGCUUACGUGGUCCGCUCCGGCGGCACCGUCCUGGAGAUUCAGCUGCCAUUCCCGGUCCAUUCCCGCCAGCAAAUCAUCUCGGAGUUCAGGAGGGGCUUGGAGAGGGCCAAAGCCAACGGUGGCACGGUCAGGUUGGCCAUCAUCGACCACAUCACCUCCAUGCCCUCAUUUGUCAUUCCCGUCCGCGAACUGGUCCAGAUUUGCAGAGACGAAGGUGUCGACCAGGUGUUCGUGGAUGCGGCCCACGCUAUGGGAACCGUGCCCGUCGAUGUCAAACACCUCGGGGUGGACUUGUAUGUCACCAAUUUGCACAAGUGGUUCUUUUGCCCGCCUUCCGUUGCCGUGUUCUACUGUCGGAAAUCGGCUUUAUCCUCUCAGGUACACCACCCCGUGGUCACCCAGGAGUAUGGAAACGGGUUGCCCUUGGAGAGCUCCUGGAUUGGGACCCGGGACUACAGCUCGCAGCUGGUGGUGCCGUCGGCUUUGGAGUUUGUGAAGCGCUUCGAGGGUGGAUUGGAGGGGAUUAUGAAGAGGAACCAUGAUGGGGUAGUCCAAAUGGGGAAGAUGUUGGCGGAUUCAUGGGGAACCAUUCUUGGCUCACCCCCCAAUAUGUGUAGCAGUAUGAUUAUGGUGGGAUUGCCUUCCAGAUUGUGUAUUAACAGCGACGACGAUGCUUCCAGGUUGAGGUCGCAUUUGAGGGUUCAUUGUGGUGUUGAAGUUCCUACUUAUUAUCAUCAUGCUUCUCCUGGAGAGGGUGAAGAGCAACUUCAAGAUACAUCACCCAGAGAUAAGGACGGCUUCAUAACCGGUUAUGCUCGAAUUUCUUAUCAAGUUUAUAACACGGUUGAGGAUUAUCACAAGUUUAGAGAUGCCAUUAAUCAGCUUGUUGAGGAUGGAAAAGUUUGUAAAUUUCUUUCAGCGGAAUGAAGAAUAGGUAUGCUUAGUCAGCAGCAGCAUUAGCUUUCCUUUCUUUUUUUCUUUUUUUGUUUUUUGUUUUUUGCUAUGCCCCCAGGCCUCCCCGUUCCCUCCCCAAGACUCGAACCAGCGUCCACUGGCCGGGCUGUGGUGCUCUGACCACUGAGCUCACACGCGAGUCUAGCCGCAUUAGCAGUUGCUUUGGUUUACCUGUUGUCUGUGUAUAGAUUUAUUAAAAACAAUUAAUUUCGGUUCCUCCACUCCACUCCACUCCACAGUUUAGGAUCAGUUUAUCAGUUUAAUGUAAUGUAGCUCUCUUUGCAAUGCACUGGUGCAGCGUGCAGCGGGGUUUUCUUUUCCCUUUGUUUUUUUUUUUUUAAUUUUCAAUCAAUAAUUAAUUCUAAACUUGCCUCA